AUGGAGCGUCAAGUACAAGAACUUCUAGCCCAGCUCGAAAGAGAGAAACAACUGCGGGAAAUUGCAGAAGGAGAGGCAGAAAAGGAAAGACAACUUCGACGAGAGGAGCAGCGCCGACGCAGGGAAGUGGAAGAACUUCAACGGGAGGAGCAGCGCCGACGCGAAGAAGCAGAAGCGGAUUUGGAACCUACAGCGUUACCAAGUUUCCUCCGCGCCUGUCACAAGCUUUUGCUCGCAAUUGAUAUUGUGACGGACCCUACAAGAACGACUCAGGGUGCCGUAACGAAACCAACUAAUCGGAUGGUUCCUUCGCGCAUUACGAUAUGGGACACAUUCAUCGAAGAGCAGAUGACAGUAUGGGAGAAACUCAAUGACCAUGCGUCCUUUUUCUCCGAAAAGCUGUUUCCAUCAAGACACCAGCUUAUGUAUGUUCGCCAGCUCAUCACCCCCAUAACUUCAGAAUGGGACCUUCGAUAUUACGAACGAGAUACUGUGGAAAACCACGUCCGCCGUAUUGUCGACCAGAUCACUGAAAAUAAAGAUCUCAAGGACGCGCUUGGUCUGCAAGGUUCCGUCACAUUUGAAAGCCAUACAAAUCUAGGGAGGACCGAAGGAGUUUCGGUAAAGCCUACGACGGAAACUGGACCAUCAACCACUGCAAAAAGUAACACCCAGAGCAAGAAAUCUACCGCGAUCACAAGAGGGCAAGCAGAUCAAUUCUGUAUUUACCGACAAGAGGGCAAUGCACACAUUCCUGCAAUUGCAAUUGAGUAUAAGGCGCCUCACAAGCUCACACAAGCUGAAAUCGAGAAGGGGCUAGCUAAAGAGAUUCAACCAAUUAGGGAUGUGGUUGGUCAGGAAUCUGAUGAUGUUGAAUUCUGCUGUAGAAGGCUGGUUGCUGCAGUUAUAACUCAGCUCUUUUCCUAUAUGGUGCAGAAAGGGAUACGUUACGGUUACGUGUGCACUGGGGAAUCCUUUAUAUUCGUUUAUAUCCCGGGCGAUCCCAAUUCUGUUCAAUGUGCUCUUUGCAAACCUCAAGAAGUUAAGAAGGAUAAUCUUCAGUUAACGGCCGUUGCGCAGGUUCUCGCGUUCACAAUUAGAGCGUUGACUGCCCUACCAAUUUCCCAGACAUGGUAUGAUACUGUUUCGGAGCUUGAUGUCUGGCCCGUGGAGUAUUCUGAAAUUCUGGAGCAGACGCCACCAACAGCCCGCCUUAAACAGGUUUCUCCCUUAUACCGUGGUAGACAACCGCGUAACCUACCCCCUUUUGGGAUGACGCUACAAUCCAGAUGCCGGUCUUCUGAAGAUGAACGCCGAUCGACAAGCUCGUCCUCGCCAUCUCCUUCUCCCUCUUUUUCACUGGCACUGUCACGCGCCGGAAUCCGUGGCCAAACCCAAAAGGAGGGCACUGCCCAAUCCGGAUCAGAUAGAAAUCCUGGAGAGUCAUCAGGCCACAAAGAAGCCGGCGGCACUAAGCGUGUGUAUAAUAGUAUUUACUUAUACCCAUACUGUUCCCAGCGCUGUCUCCUUGCGCUUAAGGAUGGGGGCCCACUUGAUCCCUUGUGUCCCAACUAUCAGGACCACCAGAAAGGCCGAAUUAAUGUAGAAGAUUUCCGUUCUAGUAUCCGGACACAGCUCGCUACGGAUCGUGGUUACAAUCCCGAUUGUGGUCCAGUUUACAAACCAGGUAGCUGCGGUCAAUUAUUUAAAGUGAGACUUUCAUUAUAUGGUUAUACCCUAGUCGCCAAGGGCGUGGAAUACCAAGAUCUGCAUAAACUCGAACAUGAAAUGCGGGUUUACAACCAGCUUCGAGAUCUCCAGGGCGAAUGUAUUCCGGUGUGCCUUGGUAUAGUCGAGCUGACACCAGGACUACCCCAGUACUUUGAUGGAGGAGUCUACACCCAUAUGUUAUUUCUAAGUUGGGCGGGAGAAUCAAUCCGAAAAGACAAAAAGUCCGGCUAUACGUUGGAUACUGUAUCUACGGCAUAUGAUGCUCUCAAAACUAUUCAUUCGAAGGGGGUUCUCCACGGUGACGCGGAGCCACGAAAUAUACUAUGGAACCCAAUCUAUCAACGUGUCAUGAUAGUUGAUUUUGAGCGAGCUACUAUACGGAGGCCCCUAUCCGAUGUGUCCGUCAACCCAGCAAGAAAGAAAAGGAGAUUAAUGGCGACUUGCUUUAACAAAGAGCUUCAAGGCAUGAAGGCUGCGCUUGGGGGUGAUGUUGCAUGGCCUGUGCCUCCUUGA
Microsporum canis CBS 113480 is the source of this 2244-nucleotide messenger RNA. RefSeq lists its product as hypothetical. The coding region runs from base 1 to 2244 and encodes 747 amino acids. The transcript has a single exon. The record is from RefSeq and is a predicted model, not a curated record. Gene Ontology annotation, biological process: protein phosphorylation. Gene Ontology annotation, molecular function: ATP binding; protein kinase activity. NCBI's taxonomy places the organism in Eukaryota, Fungi, Ascomycota, Eurotiomycetes, Onygenales, Arthrodermataceae.